Messenger RNA from Symbiodinium necroappetens, 1737 nucleotides. NCBI's taxonomy places the organism in Eukaryota, Dinophyceae, Suessiales, Symbiodiniaceae. The record is from the annotation of a GenBank genome assembly.
AUGGGCGAUUUGGUGAAGGACUCGCUGUGUUACUACGAGGGCUACCAGAAAAAGGCUGGCGAGUCCUUUCAUCAGCAGCUGCAGCGGCAGCUCGCGGAGGAUUUCGAGGAGUCUGGACAGGCGCUCUUGGAGCAAGGAGAGGUUGAAGCUGAGUCUGCGAUCGCCAAAGGGAGCGCCGCUUCGGUGCGGCGGCUGCUGGAGUUGCUGCAUCAACUCAUGCAGCUGCAUGAAGCUUGUACGAAGGCUGAGAAAGGUAGCGAUACAGACCUGUGGUGGAAGGUCAAAAUCGAAGUGAAUGAGAACGGUGCGUGUACCAAGUUUCACGAUGAUCUUGUUGAGGUUCGCUUUGCCAUGACGCUUGCUGGCGACGGCACAGUUCUAGCCGACAACAUAGCAGUCGAUUGGGAUUUCUAUGAGUCCUGUAACGGUGUUAUUUCAUCUGUUGGCGAAGCAGAUGCACCGGGACAUGCGCAGGGUCGCAUCCAAGCUUGGAACCAGCGCGUCUGCAGGAGUGAGCUGGCAACCGAGCCAGGCGACGUGUCGAUCAUGAAAGGAGGCCGACUCACGCAUCGGCCUUGUUUGCAUCGAGCCCCAUACUCCACCGACGUCGGUUUGGAGCCAGCUCGGCUUCUUAUCACCCUGGACCGCCUCACUCGAGAUGAGCUGCAAGAGUUUGUGAAGAUGGAUUUUGGAGAUGCGGAAGCAGAGGAAGCGGAGGAGCAAAAGAAAGACCAAGGGACUUCCGGGCUUCUCCCGGUCACUGUUCUCAGCGGUUUCUUGGGUGCCGGCAAGACGACCCUGCUCACACAUAUGCUGCAAAAUCAGGAGGGUCUCCGCGUGGCCGUGAUUGUCAAUGACAUGGCGGAGGUCAACAUCGAUGCCACACUGGUCAAGACCGGCGCCGAAGUUUUGAAAAGCAAGGACAAGAUGGUUGAGAUGCAGAAUGGUUGCAUUUGCUGCACGCUCCGAGAAGAUCUAAUCGAGAACGUGGCUAAGCUGGCCGCGGAGGGACGCUUUGACUACCUGGUCAUCGAGAGCACAGGUAUCUCCGAGCCUAUGCCUGUGGCGACCACAUUCGUGAGCGAGCAUGAAGGCAAAAAGCUCCUGGGCAGCGUUGCUCGUUUGGAUACCCUGGUCACAGUGGUGGAUGCGGUGAACUUUUUGAAGGACUACGAUAUGGGCCAGAAGCUCGCAGACAGGCCUGUCUUGGGUGCUGAGGAGUCGGACCAGCGAACUAUUUCGCAACUCCUUAUCGACCAAGUGGAGUGCUCCAACAUCAUCGUGCUGAAUAAGAUUGACCUCAUCUCCGAGAAAGAAACCAUGCAAAUGGAGACACUUCUUCGGCAGCUGAACCCGAAGGCGCGGAUUGUCCGAUCCUCGUAUGCGAAAGUGGAUCUCGAUCUCUUGUUCAACACGGGCAGCUUCGACAUGGCUGAGGCUCAGGAGAUGCCUGGGUGGUUCCAGGAAUUGGAGGGGGGUCAUGUGCCAGAGAGCCAGGAAUACGGCAUCUCCAGCUUCGUGUUUCGAGCUCAGAGGCCUUUCGAUCCCGAGCGGCUGGAUCAGUUCAUUACCGCUGGACUUCAUGGCAUCAUUCGCUCGAAGGGCCUCCUGUGGGUCGCCGGCCUUGCAUGCAGCUUGACGUGGCAUCAGGCAGGCUCCUCUAUGGGAAUGCAGCCCGGUCCGGUUUGGCUCCACGGAAACGUCGACCCCAGUGAGCGCCUAUGCUCAGACUGGUAA